Messenger RNA from Photinus pyralis (common eastern firefly), 765 nucleotides. Its product is annotated as sideroflexin-1-like. Lineage: Eukaryota; Metazoa; Arthropoda; Insecta; Coleoptera; Lampyridae. Gene Ontology annotation, cellular component: mitochondrial inner membrane. The transcript has 5 exons. Gene Ontology annotation, molecular function: monoatomic ion transmembrane transporter activity. The coding region runs from base 10 to 678 and encodes 222 amino acids. The record is from RefSeq and is a predicted model, not a curated record. Gene Ontology annotation, biological process: serine import into mitochondrion; monoatomic ion transport.
UGAAAUUUCAUGGUGAUGGUGAUCACAGGGUGCUCUUGGUUUUGCCAAAAGCGGUCAUUUCAUUUUAAUUUUCGCGUGGUACCAUAUCGCGUUACUCGUUGUAAUUAUGAUAUUCACAAACAUUGUAUUUUUUGCAGUCAUCUUCUGACAUCUUACGCUUGUGCAACUGGCGGCGCUUUAGUAACAGCUUUGGGUCUUAACCGAUUAGUAAAGAAUGCUUCUCCUAUCGUUGGUAGGCUAGUGCCAUUUGCAGCGGUUGCAGCUGCCAAUUGCGUCAAUAUACCUCUAAUGCGAUCUCAAGAAUUAAUAGACGGUACUCCGGUUUACGAUAAAAACGACAACAGAAUUGGCGUAUCCCAGCGAGCUGCGCGUGAUGGUAUUAUUCAGGUUACUUUCAGUCGAAUAGCCAUGGCAGCACCAGGCAUGGUAUUAGUUCCAUUUGUCAUGAAUCGUUUGGAACGGAAGGGAAUCUUACGCCGACUACCAUGGAUGACACUUCCCAUACAAGUAUCCUUGGUUGGUCUGUGCCUAACAUUUGCAACACCAUUAGCGUGUGCAGUGUUCAAGCAACGAGCCGAAAUCAAAUAUGAUAACUUAGAAGAUGAUAUAAAGGAAAAGUUGAAGCAGAAAUUUGGACCGGAACUUCCUCACACGUUAUGGUACAACAAAGGUCUAUAAAGAACAAUUAGUAAAUGCUUAAUAAAGGCAAUGUGUCGACAAUAAAAUGCAAAUUUAUUUCCGAUGUUAUUAAAUUACGAAAGUUUA